Messenger RNA from Mya arenaria, 1065 nucleotides. RefSeq names its product sporozoite surface protein 2-like. The record is from RefSeq and is a predicted model, not a curated record. Lineage: Eukaryota; Metazoa; Mollusca; Bivalvia; Myida; Myidae. The transcript is spliced from 3 exons. The coding region runs from base 1 to 1065 and encodes 354 amino acids.
AUGGUUAGUGUUGUCAAGGUACAAGAUGAACCAAAUAGCACAUCACAACCAAAGAACAUAACAGAAACAUAUAACACACCAGAACCAAAUAACACAUCACAACCAAAGAACAUAAAAGAACCAAAUAACACACCAGAACCAAAUAACACAUCACAACCAAAGAACAUAGAAGAACCAAAUAACACACCUGAACCAAAUAACACAUCACAACCAAAGAACAUAGAAGAACCAAAUAACAUACCAGAACAAAAUAGCACAUCACAACCAAAGAACAUAGAAGAACCAAAUAACACACCAGAACCAAAUAACACAUCACAACCAAAGAACAUAGAAGAACCAAAUAACACACCAGAACCAAAUAACACAUCACAACCAAAGAACAUAGAAGAACCAAAUAACACAACAGAACCAAAUAACACAUCACAACCAAAGAACAUAGAAGAACCAAAUAACAGACCAGAACAAAAUAGCACAUCACAACCAAAGAACAUAGAAGAAUCAAAUAACACACCUGAACCAAAUAAAUACAUCACAACCGAAGAAUACACCACAACCGAAGAAUACACCACAACCGAAGAAUACAUCACAACCGAAGAAUACAUCACAAACGAAGAAUACAUCACAACCGAAGAAUACACCACAACCGAAGAAUACAUCACAACCGAAGAAUACACCACAACCGAAGAAUACAUCACAACCGAAGAAUACACCACAACCGAAGAAUACAUCACAACCGAAGAAUACAUCACAACCGAAGAAUACAUCACAACCGAAGAAUACACCACAACCGAAGAAUACAUCACAACCGAAGAAUACACCACAACCGAAGAAUACAUCACAACCGAAGAAUACAUCACAAACGAAGAAUACACCACAACCGAAGAAUACAUCACAAACGAAGAAUACAUCACAACCGAAGAAUACACCACAACCGAAGAAUACAUCACAAACGAAGAAUACAUCACAACCGAAGAAUACAUCACAACCGAAGAAUACACCACAACCAAAGAAUACAUCACAACCGAAGAAUACAUCACAAACGAAGAAUACAUCACAACCGAAUAA